This is a messenger RNA of Uloborus diversus, 1347 nucleotides long. It is a transcript of the gene spz4, whose product is annotated as protein spaetzle 4-like. Gene Ontology annotation, molecular function: growth factor activity; Toll binding. The record is from RefSeq and is a predicted model, not a curated record. The coding region runs from base 1 to 1347 and encodes 448 amino acids. The transcript is spliced from 5 exons. Gene Ontology annotation, biological process: central nervous system formation; innate immune response; regulation of Toll signaling pathway. Lineage: Eukaryota; Metazoa; Arthropoda; Arachnida; Araneae; Uloboridae. Gene Ontology annotation, cellular component: extracellular region.
AUGGGGAGGGAGCAGGUUGAUUCCACUCGAGUUCUUAGCCAAAGUUGUGGUCCUAGAGUUAGCGCUCGAUUACUGGCGGAGAUUCCGUGUGAUAUGAGCAAAUCAAGCUACUGCAGUGCGCCUGGAAGUGCAUAUCCAUGGAGUUCAGUGAAGAGAUACAUCAACGACAACCAAGGACUCGUGCGAAGAAUGUACGGAGACGAAAAGCAUAGCUCAGUUCUCCUGAACGAGAUCGACAGCUUCAAGGCCAAAUUCGACAUGUUACAAGCUACCAUCGACAGUACACGCAGCCGGACUGUUUAUGGACGAUCUGCAAGAGCUGGAAAUUACAGGCGAAGUCAUCGCCAACCUCGGCCACAAAUCUUCAAAGAUGAUACGGAUGAGUUGCAAGUUGACCAAUCAACAGCAGACACACCUGCAACCAUUUUUCGCGUUGUAACUGAAACUUCCAUCAAGGUUGGUGAUGUCGUAACUCCAUCCAUGAUGUCUGGAGAAACGAAAAUUUACGACCCAAUCACUGAGCGUGAUGACAGCACGGGGUCUAUAUUUUUUACUUCGAGGAACAUUCCUACAACGGCCACUGAGACUGUCGCUACGACGACAGAACCAGUUGAAGAUUUGACGAUAAAUUCAACUGAAACUCAAUUUCCUACAGAAUCCUCAACGGUGAGUGAUAGUACGACUGCGUCCCCUGAUCACUGGACGACCCAUUCCAUAAACCGGGACAGUCCUGUUGCCAUGGAAAGGGUGAGUUACGACGACGAUUACGACUACGAGCCUAGGAGGAAAAUGGAGCCUUCUGUGCUUCAGAAUAGCGUCGAAGAAAAAAUUUCACCGAAGCCCGAAGAAAUGAAAAGGACAAGCAUCGACAAAUUGAAAGAAACGAUUGUUAUAACUGAUGAUGACCUUGAUAUUGAUGCAUCUAUCGAAGAAGGAGUACGAGAAGAUAACGAAACAAUAGACAAAACUCAAGAAAAAGAUGAGGAAGAAAAGGAUGAAGAAGUGCCUAGGAGAGGAAUAAAUGCCUGCCCAGUGAAAAACGAAGUCAUUGCUCCUUAUUGGGCUAAUAACACUAGAGGAGAAACCCUGGCGUUAUUAAAUGUUCAUCCCUUUGAGCAAUAUGUCCAUUUUGAGAAAUGCGCGUUCGAAAACCACCAAAUGCUCUGUAGAGAAGGUUGCCGGUGCGAGCAGCAGUAUCGUCUGCACAGAUUGUUGGCAUUCGAUCCUAAAAACGAAUGCCGUGGAAUAUUUUCAGACUGGUUUCGAUUUCCAUCUUGCUGCGUCUGUAUCUGUUACGAUCUUACGCCUGACAUUCCAAGAACAAGAAGUAGAAAAGGAAGAAUGUGA